AUGGCGGUGGAUUUGACUCCUCGGUUCAGACGACUGAACAGUCAAACCUGUUUCAGAGAGAAUAAACAACUGUCAGGUUUCUCUGGCCCCUUCAGGGCCACCCAGCUCUGGCAGAACAUCAUUGAAGCCCUGCGGUCGCAGGUGGAGCUCCGACCCCGCAGACAGCACCUGCGCAUCCAUCAUGACUGCUUCACCGGUUCCGACGCGGUGGACGUGGUUCUGAGCCUCCUCAUGCAGAACAUCUAUUUCUGCUCCAGCGAAGUGUCCCGUCUCAAAGCUGCCAGGCUGUGCCAAGCAUUAAUGGAGUCUAGAGUGUUUGAACCCAUCGGGAUGAAGCUCUUCAGACGAGAAAAAGAAAUGACCUUUGAGGAUUCCAGCUGCAGCCUUUACCGCUUCCUGGACGGAUCGGCCAAAAGGAGGUACAGUGGCAGUGAGAACCAAACUCCUGACAAACAAACUGGAAAGUGGAAGACCUCUUCAAGGUUUGGAGAAAUGCAGACGAUCUCCAACCCUUUGGUUCUUGGAUCAUCAGACAGAAGAGUGGAGAGACUACUGAAGAAUAUAAACCUGCACCCAUCCGUGCCCUCUGAUCUACAUCGUGCUGCAAUUUCCAACAGUUUCCUCUCAAAAAAAGUGGUGCGGGACGUUUGGAGGAAGCAGACGUUGCUUCAGUUGCUACAGGUGGUUGAGAUCUCCAUGCUGGACUGUAUUCUGACCUCGCCUGUGAAACCAGAGCCCCUGCGCUCAUCUCUGCGCCACCACCACGGCGACCUGGUCAUCUCCAACACCUGCGUGGAUCGUGAAGUCUCAGAGAGUCUCAACCUUCAUGAGUUGGACUCUUGGCUGGUGGCAGCGGUUGAUUGUCUUGAGCUGUUCCCAGAUCAGUUAAUCGUGGUUGCCAGUGAGCAGCUCAUCCAGCAGAAUACAUCAUCUGGGGAGGGGAAGCAUAAGAGACUGCUGUUCGACACCAUCGCCAAGUAUUACACCAGCCCAGAGAGACCUCCACUACUGCCAGGCCGCUACACCGACAUCCAGACUGGAAUCCUACAUCUUUUGGACUGUGGGAGAGGUCAGGAUGCUUUGAGAGCGACUCAGCUCUGUCUGCAGAUGUUGGAGUCCACGAGCAGAGACGAGUUACGCAGACUGUUGGGCUUUAUGGCAACCGCUGCAGAUAAUGAAGCUUUCAGACUGCACAAGCAGAUUGAGAACCGUGCUUUGGUCAGCAAGACGUUUGUGAAGGCUGUGAUCCAGAGUAAAGAAAUGACUCGAGUCCAAUGUGAGCAACUCCUGCUGUUCCUCAUGGAUAAUCACACUCAACUCUUUAAGACCCCGUUGUCAUUGAUUGAGGCUGUGAGGAAGACACUACAAACCUCGCAGCAAGGGAAGGACCUAGAUAAUAUAGCACUGUUCACAUUCUGCCAGCAGGUGUCGCUCCAGCAGUAUGAGGAUAACAAAGAUAAGGCCACUCUUGACAACUUAAAGCAGUUAAUGCACCACAUCGCUCUCAGUGACGACCUGUCCGUCAAACAGAAGAGAAGACUGGUCAAACAGUUUCAGAAACAUCACCCAGGGAUUUUCCUCCAGCACUUCUUCUCUACAUUCUAGAAAGUAAUGAACACUGGAUAUAAACAUAGUUUGUUAGUCCGUGAAGGUUGUUAGAAAUCCCAGGUUAUAGAAUUAUGUCAGGUAGCGUUGAACUUGUUUGUUAAACUUAUUUUUAUUAAUUGAAGGCAUUUUAACCUAAUAUAGCAAUUCGAAGAUUAGGGUUACUAACCUUGCAGAACUGUGGGUUACACUUCUUUGCCCUUGUUACAGUGUAAUUAUACAUUUAAGUACUGAGUAAUAGUCAUAAUUUCAUAUACUUACUAUAGGGUUAGGAUUAAGUUUGGUUCAUGUGAUCAGUGUUUGAUGUAACGCAUUACAACUAACGUAAAUUAAAUAAUCGGAUUACUUUUUCAAGUAACUAUUAAAGUAUCGGAUUACUUUUGAAUUUACAAUAAGUUACUUUUUCACAUAGGUAACAGCUAACUUUCCCAUUUAUUGACUGCGCUUCCUUCAGCCUAAAUCGUCUUCAUUUCAAUUUAGCGUUGAAAUGGCUUUUUUUUUUUAUAAAACAAACAAGCAAGCCCAGCCCAGCUGAGAAAAAGUAAUGCAAAAGUAACGUAACAUUACUUUCUAUAAAAAGUAACUAAGUAAUGGAUUAGUUACUGAUUCAUUGAAGCUUUAUAAGCAGGACAGUUAUUACACGUAUUAAUACUAUAAUGAAAACGUUAAUCACCACUGAACACUACACAGCUUUAAUCAGGUCAGAUACUUUUUUCACCUCAGUUUAGGAUUACUUGAAUUGUGCGAUAUACUCAGGUUUUUUCAAGCUAUUAGAGCUAGUUUUAGCUGCACUUGAAAUUGAGAAAUGGAUACCUAUGCCUUAAAGGUAAAGAUUCAUAUUAUGCUCUUUUUUUUGGAUCAUUAAUUUACUUACUUUUUAAUGAAUAUUGACCUUAUAUACCACUGUACUUCAUAUAAAUGUCAUAUUCUGAUUUUAAAUGUAUUUGUAUUGAAAAAUGUAGCAUAAUAAGGUGUAAUUAUUCUGAUUCAUAAUAGGCAAUUAUUUAGAAAUACAAAGGGAAUAUUUAAUUGCAAAAGUUAUUUUAACUUCUAAAACGAUGACUGAAUGCACUGGAUUAAAUGUGGUGUUGCAUAUCAAUGGUAUUUAUUAUGUACUUGAACAGAAAGUGAAUUAAAUUGCAUUACUGGUACUUUGAACUAAUGAAGUUGAUUAAUUCUUGUAUUGUAUUAGAUUUUUGUAGAUGCACUUUAAUUUUCUGAAAUUUAAAACUCAUUAAAAUACUUGCAAAAGC
This is a messenger RNA of Pimephales promelas (fathead minnow), 2858 nucleotides long. It is a transcript of the gene depdc4, whose product is annotated as DEP domain containing 4. Lineage: Eukaryota; Metazoa; Chordata; Actinopteri; Cypriniformes; Leuciscidae. The record is from RefSeq and is a predicted model, not a curated record. Gene Ontology annotation, biological process: intracellular signal transduction.